AUCUCUUCUACGAGAUUUAUGCACUAUCAAAAUAUAUUUUAUAAUAAUUUAAUAAAAUAAAUUUGGUAUAUAUCUUUUUCUACACAUUUAGUUAAAGUUGGACAGAUAAUUUAAGUGGGGACAAAUCUUAUACAACACGAAAAAAACAUAUAUAGAUUACCGAGCAACAAUUAAUGGCAGCUUUGGCUUCUCGGAUUAUUCUGUUUUGGCGAUUAGCUGGAAGAGAGAACUGCCGUAUUCUUCAGUCCAGCCGCUAGUAGAGACGUCCACUGCUAGAGCACCACGGGUGACGUUGAUGUUCUCGCACUGGCAGCACAGCCACAGGUGGUGCACGCUGCGCACAGAUCCAAUCCAAUCCAUCUCCGACUCUCCGUCCCAUCCUCUCCACCACCACACAAGCACCACAGGCGCCACGGCGCCCACCAGGCCAGAGCCACGCACGCGCACGGCAUCCAUUCCCUCGUCUCUGUGUGUGACUGAUGUUUCACGAAGCGCUGCCGCCGAGCACGCAGGCCUCGUCAGCCAUACAUCGUCCAUGACUUCACCCUAGAGCUAGAGGCCUCUAGUUCACUACGUACCCAGCCAAUGAGCCAAGCAUCGCCGCCCAGACUUGACUCCCAAUGGAUGCAGCUUGGAGCCUUGGAUCGUACAAUCGUACUCUAGCCCCGUUUUAUAGGCCAUAGUCUCGAUCCAGAGCUCUCGACUUCUCGGAGCACGCUCGUGUACCAGCAGCAAGGGGGCUCGGAAUUCUGAUCGAGUCGUCGAGAGAUGACGAAGAGGAGCGUGGUUCUGUACCCAGGCCUCGGCGUCGGCCACCUCACGCCGAUGAUCGAGCUGGCCAAGGUGUUCCUCCACCACGGCGCCGCCGUCACCGUCGCGCUCGUCGAGCCGCCCACCAAGUCCCCCGACUUCUCCGCGGUGGUCGCCCGUGCCGCGGCCUCCAACCCGUCCGUCACCUUCCACGUCCUCCCGCCGCCAGCUCCGGCUGACCCUCCCGGCUCCGAAGGCGGCACGUCAUCAGCGCACCACAUCGUCGUCAUGUUCGACCACCUCAAAGCCAUGGUCCCGCCGCUCCGCGACUUCCUCCGCUCGCUGCCCGCCGUCGACGCGCUCGUCCUCGACAUGUUCUGCGGCGACGCCCUCGACGUCGCCGCCGAGCUCAAGCUGCCCGUCUUCUACUUCUACGCCUCGGGCGCCGGCGACCUGGCCGUCUUCCUCAACCUGGGUCGCAUGGCCACGAGCACGGGUUUCGCGGAGCACGGCGACUCCAUCGUCUCGUUUCCCGGCGCGCCUCCGCUCAAAGCUUCGGAUUUGCCCAAAGAGAUCUCGGAGGGCAGCCCUGAAGCGAAGCCCAUCCUCGGCUCGCUCUACCGGCUAGCGGAGGCCGACGGGAUCCUCGUCAACACCUUCGAGUCGCUGGAGACGCGGGCGGUGCGCGCUCUGAGGGAGGGUCUGUGCGUUCCCGACCGUUCCACGCCGCCGGUCUACUGCAUCGGGCCGUUGGUAUCGGGAGGCGGAGAGAAGGAGCACGAGUGCCUCCGGUGGCUGGACAAGCAGCCAGAAAACAGCGUCGUGUUCCUCUCCUUCGGGAGCAUGGGCACGUUCCCGAAGCAGCAGCUCGAGGAGAUCGCCAUUGGAUUGGAGAAGUCAGGGCAGAGGUUUCUAUGGGUGGUGCGGAGCCCGCGAAACCCCGAGGACAUGCUUCGCCCACUCCCGGAACCGGACCUCGACGCCCUUCUGCCGGAGGGAUUCUUGGGGAGGACCAAGGACACCGGGCUCGUGCUCAAGUCUUGGGCGCCACAGGUGGAUGUGCUACGUCACAGAGCCACCGGUGCGUUUGUUACACACUGCGGGUGGAACUCGACACUGGAAGGCAUCACAGCGGGGCUGCCCUUGCUGUGCUGGCCAUUGUAUGCAGAGCAGAGAACGAACAAGGUGUUCAUCGUGGAGGAGAUGAAGCUUGGGGUGGUGAUGAAGGGCUACGAUGAGGAGUUGGUGAAGGCGGAGGAGGUGGAGACGAAGGUUAGGUGGGUGAUGGAGUCUGAAGGUGGGCAAGCGCUCAAAAAGAGGGUGGCAGAGGCGAAAGGUAGAGCGAUCGAAGCAAUCGAAGAAGGGGGCUCAUCUCAUGCUGCUUUUGUUGAAUUCUUGAAGGAUCUCGAUAACGUGAGCUUGCCUUAGCAUUAGCACACAACGCACUUAAUUAUUCAAAGGUUUCGAGUUCCACAUAGGCAUCGUUAAUUCUUGCUUUUGAGACCAUGUUAACACGGCUGUGGAUUUACUCUUGAGUACUCACGGAGGUGCUUCUGAGUACUCGAGCUUCUUUGUGUGCUUCGCUGUUGUUCCAAGAACAUCAAUUCUUCAUAUAUUCUUCUGUUUGGUUCCGAUCAUAUAGGAAAAAAAACUUGAAGGAAAGGUUUUUUUU
Messenger RNA from Panicum virgatum (switchgrass), 2422 nucleotides. Its product is annotated as anthocyanidin 5,3-O-glucosyltransferase-like. The transcript has a single exon. Lineage: Eukaryota; Viridiplantae; Streptophyta; Magnoliopsida; Poales; Poaceae. The coding region runs from base 769 to 2178 and encodes 469 amino acids. The record is from RefSeq and is a predicted model, not a curated record. Gene Ontology annotation, molecular function: UDP-glycosyltransferase activity.